Saccharomyces eubayanus is the source of this 588-nucleotide messenger RNA. RefSeq names its product Pam17p (gene PAM17). Gene Ontology annotation, biological process: protein import into mitochondrial matrix. The coding region runs from base 1 to 588 and encodes 195 amino acids. The record is from RefSeq and is a predicted model, not a curated record. NCBI's taxonomy places the organism in Eukaryota, Fungi, Ascomycota, Saccharomycetes, Saccharomycetales, Saccharomycetaceae. The transcript has a single exon. Gene Ontology annotation, cellular component: PAM complex, Tim23 associated import motor.
AUGUUUAUCAGCUCCAUUAGAUUGUCCUCACAAAGACUCUUGGUCAAGAAACCGUUUACUGCCGUCACGUUGCGCGCCGCAACGGCACUACCCUUAAGAUCAUAUUCUCAACCUGCAUCCCUUCAAAACUCCACUGGCUUGACAUGGUCUGACUUCUUCAAGUUGAGGAAACAACAACGGAGAAUCAACGUGGGCUCUUCGCUCUUUACCGGGCUUUUGGGGUGUAAUAUUUCGUGGGCUUACCUCUCCACGAUGGAAAUAGAUCCAACUCAACUGGUAUUUGGGUUUGACCCAUUGACCGUCAUUUCUGCGGGGAUAAUGGCCGCCGGUGCCCUAGGCUACCUGUUGGGCCCUAUAGUUGGUUCGCAAAUCUUCAAACUUUCUCAUCAGAAGCAAUUGGAAUACUUCAAUGACAAAAAUAAAGACUUUUUGAAACACAUCAUCAAUAAUAGGGUCGAUGCAUCGUCUCAAAGUUUCAGUAACCCUGUUCCAGACUACUACGGCGAGAAGAUUGGCUCUCUAAAGGAAUACAAACAAUGGUUAAGGGAUUGCCAUGCUUACGCCAAGAAAUCCAAGGAAUUCUUGUAG